UCACGUUCUCCAUAUCGACUUUCAAUGCCUGCUUCUCUCUGUAUGGCGCCGGUGUUUGAGUUUGAGCUGCUGUGUGGACUCGUUUCUGAGAUUUAACGGGCGAGACUGAGUGAACAUGGGCCGGCGUUCUUCAGACAGCGAGGAUGACAGCCGCAGUCGGAGAAAGAGGAAGCACAGACGGCGCUCCUCAUCCUCCUCCUCCAGCUCAUCAGGGAGCAGAGUGACGAGCCGCAGCAAACACUCCAGCAGGAGAAGUCGCUCCCGCUCCAGAGACCGAGAGCGAGAGAGAGACAGGGACCGAGACAGGAGGCGAAGGCACCGGUCUAGCAGCAGCUCAUCCAGAGGUUCCAGCCACAGGAGGCGGAGCCGCAGCACUGACAAGGGGCGGAGCCACAGAUCCCGGAGGUCUCGCUCCCGCAGCCGAAGGAGGUCUCGUUCCCGUCACCGCAGGUCCCGCAGUCGUAGUAGCGGCCGGUCCAGCAGGAGGCGCAGUCGCAGUCGGAGCCGAGACCGAGACCGCAGCCAGCGCAAGACCCGGGACAAAGAGAGAGAGAGAGACAGGGAAAGAGAGAGAGGACGGGACAGAGACCGUGAGAAAGAGAAAGAUGCAAAAGCCAAGGAAAAGGAAAAACAAGGGGACGUGGGGAACAUCAAAGCCGGAUUAGAACAUCUGACGCCAGCCGAGCAGGCCAAGGUGCGACUCCAGCUGGUGCUUCAGGCUGCAGCUAAAACAGAUGAAGUUCUGAAAGCGAAGGAAAAGAAAGAAGAGGAGGCGAAGAAGAUGAAAGAGGAAGAAGAGGCCUCUCUCGCCGAGCAGGUGAGGAGGAUAAAGGACAUCGAGGCCAUCGAGAGCGACUCCUUUGUUCCUCAGGCUUUCAAAUCAUCCCGGGACGCCACCAAGGUAACUGAACCUGUGGAAAUUAAGAAAGAGGCGGAGUCUGUCGACACCUGUGCCGCGAAAGACGAUGUCAUCUCUCUUCCCACUGCUAUCAAAUACAAUGACAGUGACACACUCGCUCACCACAGUUUGUUCCUGGAUAAAGAAGAAGCAGAGAAGUUGUGGCUGAAUCGACUGCUGUCUCUGCGGCAGGAGAGGCUGAUGGGGAGUCCAGUGCUCUGACCGAAACAUCUCAAGCCCACCGCCCAAAAACAUUCUGCCUUUUUCUUUUAACCACAUAAGAGUUUGUUUAAAGUAGAUGAGUUUAGAAAGGAUGUCGUUUGGAAAUGUAGAGUUAAGUGAGCAAUAUAUUGGUUUUCUAUGAGGAGAAAUCAGACAAAACAACUAGGCAGAAAGUAAAUGAAGUCAUAUCAUAGCUCAUUCUGAUGCUAAAAUUUUAAUAUUAAUGUUUCUACCUGGGAUUUUGUUACAAAAUAUUUGUUUCCAGAUAUGAAUUUCCAAAUAACAGCUUACUUUAUCCCCCUGUGUUUGCAUUCAGCUAAAUUGUAGCCUACCAGUGUGGAAAUACGUACAAUAUUUACAACGUCUGCAAUAAUUACUGAUUUAAUAUUAUUUCUGAUGAUUCAUAUUUCAGUUUAAGCGCAAGUUUCAGUCAUGUGACUAAGAGUGAGCCAAUCAGGUUUCUAGUAUUUGGGUCUCUUUUUUUUGUCUUUCCUUUUUUUUCUUUAUUUUAAUCAUUAUUUUUGUGAUCUGUUAGAUGCACAUGCUUCUCUAAUAUGACAAAAUAAAAGAGGAAGAAAAAAAUUUGUGUCAAAAUAAAACCUUUUUUAAAGAAAGUAAAAACCUUUUUUUUUAAAAAAACAUUUUUUUUAAUGUCACUGUACAGCAUAAUGAUGUUUAGUGGAUGUUCGGUGAAUGAUAAGGAGCACAAAUACCUGUUUUUGUGCUAAAGUGUGACGUUUGUCAUGUUUAUUCUGUUGUUUUGACUUUAUCAAAAAUAAAACAUCUUUCUGGAAGUGAUUAA
Colossoma macropomum (tambaqui) is the source of this 1922-nucleotide messenger RNA. RefSeq names its product arginine/serine-rich coiled-coil 1 (gene rsrc1). The transcript is spliced from 10 exons. Gene Ontology annotation, biological process: alternative mRNA splicing, via spliceosome. Bases 116 to 1120 code for a protein of 334 amino acids. Gene Ontology annotation, cellular component: cytoplasm; nucleus. NCBI's taxonomy places the organism in Eukaryota, Metazoa, Chordata, Actinopteri, Characiformes, Serrasalmidae. The record is from RefSeq and is a predicted model, not a curated record.